Molecule: messenger RNA, 778 nt
Organism: Papilio xuthus (Asian swallowtail)
Lineage: Eukaryota; Metazoa; Arthropoda; Insecta; Lepidoptera; Papilionidae
Exons: 1
Source: RefSeq, a predicted model, not a curated record
ACGAUUCGUUGCAAAACAAUUUUUUUAAACUUCAGAAAGUAAUACAGUGAAUUUUUAUUUGAUUCGUUGCUUAUAUUUGUACAUAAUGAAUAAUUUAGACUACGAACCUAUGGAUAUUGAUUCAAGUGCAAAUUCCUACGCCGCUAUGGAUAUAUCUUAUAAUGAAAUAAAAGAAGAAGAAGAAAAGACUGAAACUGCUAGUACGACACCAGAUACUCAAGGAAUAAAAAAAUUCCAUAUAGAUAUGCCUGCUCAAAAAGAAAAAAGGAUAUUAUUCAAAUCUAAUCUAUAUUUACUAGCUUUUAUCAUUGGAAGUGUAAUCACGUCAAUUUUAUACUAUAAUGUGAUUAAAUUUGAAUGUUGUCGUGAGAUUAACACGAAAUUGUUAAAGGAUGCGUUGUCUUCCAAAGUUCACGGUCAGUCGAAUGCUAUACAAACUUUUAUCCAGGCAUUAGAUGAUAAUACUAGCAGCAAGAUCUUAAUUUUAUAUGGAGGGACUGGUGUUGGAAAAACAUUAUCAAUAUCAAUAGUACUUAAUAAAUUAUUAAAUUUUUCAAAUGUAUAUCACUACACUAUGCCAAGUUUUGUAGACAAGUUUACAACCGAGAUAAAGAUAGGCUUAGUUUUUUGUGAGAAAUGGAUUAUUAUUGUAGAUGAUUUGAAUGCUGGAGACAAGCAUAUAACAUCUAUUGUGAAUGAUAUUAUUGAAAAAACUGAGAAUUUAAAAAGCAAUGUUACAAUAAUGUUGGUUUACAACUGUGACACAUCAAAUGAUUCC